Erpetoichthys calabaricus (reedfish) is the source of this 1033-nucleotide messenger RNA. Its product is annotated as ras-related C3 botulinum toxin substrate 3. Gene Ontology annotation, molecular function: GTP binding; protein kinase binding; GTPase activity. Gene Ontology annotation, biological process: regulation of cell shape; regulation of actin cytoskeleton organization; cortical cytoskeleton organization. Gene Ontology annotation, cellular component: cell projection; cell cortex; cytoskeleton. The transcript has 6 exons. NCBI's taxonomy places the organism in Eukaryota, Metazoa, Chordata, Cladistia, Polypteriformes, Polypteridae. Bases 133 to 711 code for a protein of 192 amino acids. The record is from RefSeq and is a predicted model, not a curated record.
GCGUUCAGCAGUCGGCUCCUGAUUGCUGCAGCUGGCUCGUAUGCGCGCUCGGCUGGCUUCACGGCGAAGCGGAUCCGUUAGUUAGAAUUUCCAGCCACCCCGGCUCGUUGUGAGCAGCCUUUUCUUCGUCCAAUGCAGGCUAUAAAGUGCGUGGUUGUGGGCGAUGGCGCUGUGGGUAAAACCUGCCUACUCAUCAGUUAUACCACCAAUGCCUUCCCUGGUGAAUACAUCCCCACUGUCUUUGACAACUACUCUGCUAAUGUGAUGGUAGAUGGGAAGCCUGUAAACCUGGGAUUGUGGGAUACUGCUGGCCAAGAGGAUUACGACCGACUCAGACCUCUUUCUUAUCCACAGACGGAUGUGUUCUUGAUAUGCUUUUCCCUAGUAAGCCCAGCUUCCUUUGAAAAUGUCAGAGCAAAGUGGUAUCCAGAGGUGCGGCAUCAUUGUCCAAAUACGCCCAUCAUAUUAGUAGGGACAAAGCUGGAUUUGCGGGAUGAUAAAGACACCAUUGAGCGUCUCCGUGAUAAGAAAUUGGCGCCCAUCACUUAUCCACAAGGACUUGCCAUGGCUAGAGAGAUUGGGGCUGUGAAGUAUUUGGAGUGUUCGGCUCUCACCCAGCGGGGCUUGAAAACCGUCUUUGACGAAGCAAUCCGGGCCGUGCUGUGUCCACCGCCAGUCAAGAAACGCGGAAAGAAAUGCACUGUGUUUUGAGGGAAGACAAACGGCCGCCUUCUCAGGAAAAGUAACGUUGAAUGGGGUCGAGGGACAACAACAAAAAAAAAAAAUCCACAAAAUAUACGUGAAUAGAUAAUGUUUUGUUUGCUUUUACUUGUAAUUCAUGAGUAUGUAUGAGUAAGGACAAGGGGGGAGAUGGGAAAAAAAGAUGGUGGGGGGCCCCCAGAGUGCAGUGGCUUUAUAUAGAGAGAAAACUCUGGGGGUCGUCUGUGUUUGUGAAAGGAAAAUAUAGGAAAUGUCUUUGUAUAAAUUGCAUGGAAGUAAGUAUCAAAAGGAACAGAAAUGAACAAAAGUUAAA